Aureobasidium pullulans EXF-150 is the source of this 2727-nucleotide messenger RNA. RefSeq names its product Cullin-domain-containing protein. Gene Ontology annotation, molecular function: ubiquitin protein ligase binding. The record is from RefSeq and is a predicted model, not a curated record. The transcript is spliced from 3 exons. Gene Ontology annotation, cellular component: SCF ubiquitin ligase complex. The coding region runs from base 204 to 2513 and encodes 769 amino acids. Gene Ontology annotation, biological process: protein ubiquitination; SCF-dependent proteasomal ubiquitin-dependent protein catabolic process. Lineage: Eukaryota; Fungi; Ascomycota; Dothideomycetes; Dothideales; Saccotheciaceae.
CUUCCCUACGAACAUUCACACACCAACCCCUCACAAACUUCCUGUGAAGCGACAAACCGUGUUUUUGGGACUUCACAGCGUCCUCUCACCCUCUCGCAACCGCUCCCUAACCUUCGACACACGCACUUCACAACCGCCCGCGUGCUCCCAUCUCUGACUUUCAAGGCGCGCCUUCGCCCAUUCAUACACCCGCAACCAUAAACAUGGCUAAAAAUGUUACUGUCAUGCCCCAACUCCCAGGCAAGGACGAUAUCCAGGGCACUUGGAACUUUCUCGCCAUAGGAGUCGAGAAGAUUAUGAACCACCUCCGUGACGGUAUCGACCUCAAGACGUACAUGAGUCUGUACACAGCCAUCCACAACUUCUGUACCGCUCAAAAGGCUGUCGGCCAAACAACCAACCUCAACGCCACACAUCGUGGAGCACACCUCCUCGGAGAAGAUCUGUACAAGCGCCUCAAUGACUACCUCAAAUCUCACUUGGCUAGUGUCCAUGCCGAGAUGGUCAAGCACUCGGACGAGGCCCUCCUGUCUUUCUACAUCAAGGAGUGGAACCGAUACACCACCGCAGGCACCUAUAACAACCAUUUGUUCCGUUACCUCAACAGACAUUGGGUUAAGCGCGAGAUAGACGAGGGCAAGAAGGAUAUCUACGAUAUCUACACCUUGCACCUUGUCCGCUGGAAGGAAGAUAUGUUCGGAACCACCCAGAACGCUGUUAUGGAUGCCGUAUUGCACCUGGUGGAGAAGCAGCGCAACGGUGAGACGAUCGAGCAGAGUCAGAUCAAGAGCGUCGUCGACUCGUUCGUGUCGUUGGGUAUCGAUGAGCAGGACAGCACAAAAUCCACCCUCGACGUCUACCGCAUCUACUUCGAAAAGCCUUACCUCGAGUCCACCGAAAAGUACUACGCCCAGGAGUCCCGCCAGUUCCUCGCCGACAACAGUGUCGUCGAAUACAUGAAGAAGGCCGAACAGCGCCUUGAAGAAGAGAAGGAGCGUGUUCCUCUGUACCUGCUCAACGAGAUAAUGGCUCCCCUGAUGAAGACUUGCGAAAAGGCCUUGAUUACCGAUCACUGCGCCAUUCUGCGCGACGAGUUCCAGGUUCUUCUCGACCACGAUAAAGUUGAAGACAUGACCCGCAUGUAUAAGCUGCUAGCCCGCAUUCCCGAAGGACUGGACCCUCUGCGUAGCCGAUUCGAGGCCCAUGUUCUCAGAGCUGGUAACGCUGCUGUCGACAAGGUCGCCUCGGCCGCUGAGAACGCUCUGGACCCCAAGACCUACGUCGACGCUCUGCUCGAGGUUCACACCAAGUACUCCGAUCUUGUACAGACUGCUUUCAACGGCGAGUCAGAGUUUGUCCGCAGUCUCGACAACGCUUGCCGCAAUUAUGUCAACCGCAACGCCGUCUGCAAGAACGGUUCAACACGCUCUCCAGAACUUCUGUCCAAGCACGCCGACACUCUUCUGAAGAAGUCACAAAAGAGCACUGAAGAAGAUGACAUGGAGCAGAACCUGAACCAAGUCAUGACCGUCUUCAAGUACAUCGAGGACAAGGAUGUGUUCAACAAGUUCUACUCCAAGACUUUGGCCAAGCGUCUGGUCCAGGGCACUUCUGCUUCUGGUGACGCUGAGACUAGCAUGAUCUCCAAGCUGAAGGAUGCAAGUGGUUUCGAGUACACCAACAAGCUCCAGCGUAUGUUCCAGGACAUGCAAACAUCCAAGGAUCUGAACGCAUCAUAUGACGACUGGUGCAAGGAGAAUCUUGACGAGGCUGAUCGCAAGACUGCCAUCGACUCCUACUACAACAUCCUCGGUACUGGUUUCUGGCCGCUGCAACCCUCAAACACCCCCUUCACACCGCCUCAAGACAUUGCGCGCACAUAUGAGCGUUUCCAGAACUACUACCUUAGCAAGCAUGGUGGCCGCAAGCUGACAUGGCUGUGGCAUCUCUGCAAAGGUGAGAUCAGAGCCAACUAUGUCAGAAUGAACAAGGUUCCCUACACCUUCCAAGUAUCUACCUACCAGAUGGCCAUCCUGUUGCUCUUUAACGACAGCGACACGGUGACCUACGAUGAGAUGUCCGAAGCUACCAAGCUCAACAAGGACACUCUCGAUCCCUCAGUCGCUAUCAUGCUCAAGGCAAGAGUGCUCACAGCCAAGCCCGAUGGUGCUGGCCAACAAAGCGGAACCACCUACACGCUCAACCAGGGCUUCAAGAACAAGAAACUGAAGGUCAACCUCAACAUCGCCAUCAGAUCUGAGCAGAAGCAAGAAGUCGAGGACACGCACAAGACCAUUGAGGAGGACAGAAAGAUGCUCAUGCAGUCUGCCAUUGUCCGUAUCAUGAAGUCUCGCAAGACCAUGAAGCACACACAGCUGGUUGCCGAAGUCAUCUCGCAAAUCAAGAACAGAUUCGUGCCUAAGGUGCCCGACAUCAAGAAGUGCAUCGAUAUCCUUCUGGAGAAGGAAUAUCUCGAGCGUUUGGAGGGCGAUGAGCUCGGCUAUUUGGCUUAGAAAAAGAAGCUACGAAACAUGCGAACAGGAGUUAUGGGUACCAUGGCAAAAAUGGGGUUGCCCAGGUAGAAUUUCGAGCAAGGCGUUCUGGUUCGGUUGUGGCUUUUCCAUUCUUGCAAUGAAUAAUCCUCUUUAUAAUGGGGAGAGAUUCGUAGAAACGUUAUCACAUCUGUAUCUACCUUGAAUCACCCAACCAUAUGUUUUAACGAGACAA